AUGACAGUUGAAUUAGAUGGUCGACGUAAAACUUUAUUAGAAUUAAAUUUAAAAUCAUGGGAUGGUGAAUAUCAUUAUCCAAUUGAACAUAAAUUAGAUUCUUCAUUAAAGAAAAAUACAACAUUUAUUAAAAAAAUUAAAAUAAGUUUAAAUCAGGAAUCAUAUGAUCAAAUUUUAAAAGAUAUUAAAACAAUAACAAUUGAAAAAUAUUUAUCUGAAGUUAUAACUUCAUUAGUUGAAGGUUUAUGUAAAGUUUCUAAAAAUGAUGAAAUUUUAGCAUCAAUGGAAAUUGUAUCUGCUUUACAUCAAAGAUUUGGAAAAGUUUUCACAAGUGAAUUAUUUGAUCAAAUUUUAAUAUAUAUUUUAAAUCCUCAAGAUGGAGAUGAAAUGGAUGAAAAAUUUGAAAAUUCAAGAUUAAUUAGACAAAAAAAUUUAUUAAAAUUAAUUGGAGAAUUUUAUAUAAUUGGUAUCUUUAGAACUUCAAGUGAUUUUUUAAAUGAAAUUGAACCAAAAUUUAUUAAAAUUUAUAAUUUAGAUAAAAGAAGAAAUGAACCUAUAUUAACAUUAAAUUUAAAAUAUUUAUUAAAUUUUAAUCUUGAAAAAGGAAGAACUUUAUCAAUGGUUCAAUCUUUUUUAAAAAGAUUUAAUCAUUUAAUAUUUAAUGAUAAUAAUGAUUUAAUUAAAUCAGAUACUAAACAUGUUUUAAAACAAAUUUUUAUUAUUUAUACUGAAGCAGUAAUGAAUGUUUUGGGUAAUCUUAAGAAGCAAGUACAUAGACUUGAAGUAAGGAAUAGAAAAGCAUCUAUUAGAACAGGUAGAAUAUUAGAAGAUCAACAACAAGAAUUAAUUUCAACUCAAUCUUUACUUGAUUCUUUUAAAGUUGCAGCAGAAUUUUUAUCACCACUUGUAAAUGUACCAAUCCCAGAGAAUAUAAUCUAUGAACAAGAUGAAGAAGAAGACAGUGGUAUUGAAUUAGUGAAACAAAAUACCAUAAAUGAAGAAGAAUUAAAUGGUGUUUGGGAAGAUACCAAAGAAAAAAAUUUUUAUACAGUGAUUCCACUGUUGGGAGAAUUAUUAGAUGCUUAUCAAGAUAAUAAAGGUGAUACAUCUCAAGCUUUUAAAGAUGGUGAAAAAAUUCAAGAAUUUUUAGAUAAAUUAGAAGAUGUAAGAUCAAAUAAUUUAGAACAAUUAGUUGUUGAAUUUAAUAAUUUAAAUUUAAAUAAUAAGGCAACAAAAAAUAGAAUUAUGAGAUUUUUCAUUGAAACUUCAACUUUAAAUAAUUUAAAAUAUUAUACUAGAUUUUUAAAAAUUAAUGAAUUAAAUUUAAGUGAUUUAAUUGAAGAAUUAAUUAAUUAUUUAGAUAAAGGGUUCAGAUCUCAAUUACAUCAUAAUAAAUUAAAUGUUAAAAAUAUUUUAUUUUUUGUUGAAAUGAUUAAAUUUAAAAUGAUACCAAUUCAUACAAUUUUUCAUAAGAUUAGAAAUUUAACUUUAAAUAUUACAUCAACAAAUAAUAUUGAAAUAUUAUCAGUAUUUUAUGAAAAUGUUGGUAGAUUUUUAUUAAAUGAUUCAGAAUAUAAAUCAUUAAUGAAAGAAAUGAUGGAAUUAUUAAAAGAAAAACUGAAACAAUCAUCAUUAACAGUAAAUGAAAAAUUAGCAAUAAAUAAUUUAUUAAUUACUGUUGAACCACCAGCAACAAGAGUUUUAAGUUUAAGAGAAAAUUCAAAAUUAUCUCAAAAACAACAAUUUAUAAUAAAGAUUAUACAAUCAGAAUUAAAUAUAAAGUCAUUACCUAUAGUUGCUAAACUUUUGAAAAAGGGACUUGCUGAAUUUACUGAAGAAGAAAUUCAAACUUUAUUAAAUUGUUUUUCACGUCCAGAUUUAAUUAAUUAUGAUAAUAUUCCUGCAUUAGCUAAAUUAUUAAAUUUUUUUUCAGAUAAACAUAAAAAAUUAGUAGUUAUAACAAUUGAUUCAAUAAUUGAAAAUAUUAUAAGAGGUUUAGAAUUAAAUGAUUUUAGAAUGAAUAGAUCAAGAAUGUCACAAGUUAAAUACAUUGCAGAUUUAUAUAAUUCAAAAGUUAUAAAUUUUAAAUUAAUUAAUGAUAUUUUAUAUAGAAUAUUAUGUUUUGGACAUCCAAAUAAUCAACCAUUACCUAAUAAUUGGGAUAUUUAUAUUGAUUUACCAAAUAAUUUUUUUAGAAUUCAAUUAUGUUGUUUAUUAUUAUUAUCAUUAGAUUCAAUUUUCAUUGAUACAGAUAUAACAAAAAAGAAAGCAUCAAAUAGAGCAGCGUUGAUUAAAAAACGAAAUAAUCUAAAUAAAGAUCUUUUAGGUGUAUUUAUAACUUUUUUACAAUAUUAUUUAUAUUGUAAAGAUUUACCAUAUCCAGUUGAAGUAAAUUUUAAAUUAAAUGAUGUUUUUAAUAAAUUUAAAAGUAUUCCUACUGUUAAAAGAUAUGAUACAAUACAAGAAGUUGUGAAAAGAUUAUCUGAAUCGGUUACUACUAAACAGACUGCCGAAUCUGAAUUAGAUGAGGAAGAAGAAGAGGAAGAAGAAGUUGAGUCAAGAAGAGGAGGAAAUGAAUUUUCAGAUGAAGAAGAGGACGAAGUUGAUUUGGCAGACAAUCAAUCGGACGAAGGUUCUGAUGAUGAGAAUGACGAUAACAAUUCAGGUGAAGAAUCUGAAGAAAAUGAAGAAGAAGAAGUUGAAGAUAAUGAUAGUAUUAUUUCAGAAGAAGAUCAAAUAAUAAAUGAUUUAGAAAGAAUUAGAAUUGAAGCUGAUAAAAAAUUUCAAGAAGAUUUAGAUAAAGAAUUUCAAAAAAUUAUGAAUGAAUCAUAUGGAUCAGCAUCACAACAUUCAACAUCUAUACAACAUGGUGGUAGUCAAAGACUUUCAUCUGGAUUAUCAAGAAGAAUUUUACCAGUUCCUGAAAAAUUACUUACUGCCGAAAAUGAUGAUGAAAAUUCUUUGGAAACUGAAGGUAAAGUAAAAUUUAAAUUUUUAAGUAAAAAAGAUGGUAAAAUAAAUCAAAUUAAACCAUUAAAUUUACCUCAAAAUAAUCAAUUUGCAGAAUCAGUAUUAAAAGAAAAAGAAAAUAGAAGAAAAGAUAGAGAAAGAAUUAUGCUUUUAGCAAAUAAAGAUUAUGAUUAA
Messenger RNA from Lodderomyces pseudojiufengensis, 3144 nucleotides. RefSeq lists its product as uncharacterized. The record is from RefSeq and is a predicted model, not a curated record. NCBI's taxonomy places the organism in Eukaryota, Fungi, Ascomycota, Pichiomycetes, Serinales, Debaryomycetaceae. The coding region runs from base 1 to 3144 and encodes 1047 amino acids. Gene Ontology annotation, biological process: nuclear-transcribed mRNA catabolic process, nonsense-mediated decay. Gene Ontology annotation, cellular component: cytoplasm; exon-exon junction complex. The transcript has a single exon. Gene Ontology annotation, molecular function: RNA binding; protein binding.